AUGGCUGCUUCCCGAUCUACUCGUGUUACAAGAUCAACAGUGGGGUUAAACGGCUUGGAUGAAUCUUUUUGUGGUAGAACUUUAAGGAAUCGUAGCAUUGCUCACCCUGAAGAAAUUUCCUCUCAUUCUCAAGUACGAUCAAGAUCACCAAAGAAGAGACCAGAGCCUGUGCAAAUUCAGAAAGGAAAUAAUAAUGGAAGAACCUCUGAUUUAAAACAGCAAAGUACUCGAGAAUCAUGGGUAAGCCCUAGGAAAAGAGGACUUUCUUCUUCAGAAAAGGAUAACAUAGAAAGGCAGGCUGUAGAAAAUUGUGAGCGAAGGCAAACAGAACCUGUUUCUCCAGUUUUAAAAAGAAUUAAGCGUUGUCUUAGAUCCGAAGCACCAAACAGUUCAGAAGAAGAUUCACCUGUAAAAUCAGAAAAGGAGUCAGUAGAACAGAGGAGCACAGUAGUGGACAAUGAUGCAGAUUUUCAAGGGACUAAAAGAGCUUGUCGAUGUCUUAUACUGGAUGAUUGUGAGAAAAGGGAAAUUAAAAAGGUGAAUAUAAGUGAGGAAGGGCCACUUAAAUCUGCAGUUGUUGAAGAAAUCACAGGCUAUUUGGCUGUCAAUGGUGUUGAUGACAGUGAUUCAGCUGUUAUAAACUGCGAUGACUGUCAGCCUGAUGGGAACACGAAACAAAAUAGCCCUGGUUCCUAUAUGUUGCAGGAAAAAUCAGUAGCUGAAAAUGGGGAUUCGGAUACCCAAACUUCAGUGUUCCUGGAUAGGAAGGAGGACAGUUGUAUAGACCAUAACGUGCCUUGCACAAAUUCAGAAGUGCAGGUCAAGUUGGAGGACCACAAAAUAGUAACUGCUUGCCUGCCUGUGGAACAUGUUAAUCAGCUGACUACUGAGUCAGCUACAGGGCCACUUUCUGAAGUUCAGUCUUCUUUAAGGGAUUCUGAGGAAGAAGUAGAUGUGGUGGGAGAUAGCAGUGCCUCGAAAGAACGAUGCAUUGAAAACACCAAUAACAACGUGGACACAAGUCUUGAGAGUAUGCCAGUGUCUGGAGAAUCAGAACCAUCUUCUGUACUAGACUGUGUUUCAGCUCAAAUGAUGUCUUUAUCUGAACCUCAAGAACAUCGAUACACACUGAGAACUUCACCACGAAGGGCAGCCCCUGCCAGAGGUGGUAGUCCCAGUAAAAAUAAUUCUCCUUGCAGAGAAAAUGGACAAGUUGAGGAGAAUAUUCUUAGUACCAAUGAAACAAAUGCUGCAAUUAGUGAUAAUAUAAGUGAAUCUCACACAAAUCCUGAUGAAAUUUCCCAGAAUGAAAAGGGGAUAUGUUGUGACUCUGAAAAUUAUGAAAGUGAAGGACUAAGUAAGCCACCCUCAGAAGCAAGACUCAAUAUUGGACAUUUGUCAUCUGCCAAAGAGAGUGCCAAUCAGCACAUUACAGAAGAGGAAGAUGAUGAUCCUGAUGUUUAUUACUUUGAAUCAGAUCAUGUGGCACUGAAACACAACAAAGAUUAUCAGAGACUGUUACAGACGAUUGCUGUACUCGAGGCUCAGCGUUCUCAAGCAGUUCAAGAUCUUGAAAGUUUAGGCAGACACCAGAGGGAAGCACUAAAAAAUCCAAUUGGAUUUGUGGAAAAACUCCAGAAGAAGGCUGAUAUAGGGCUUCCGUAUCCACAGAGAGUUGUUCAGUUACCCGAGAUUUCAUGGGACCAAUAUACUAGUAGCCUUGGAAACUUUGAAAGAGAAUUUAAAAAUCGUAAAAGGCAUACUAGGAGAGUUAAACUAGUUUUUGAUAAAGUAGGUUUACCUGCUAGACCAAAAAGUCCUUUAGAUUCUAAGAAGGAUGGGGAGUCCCUUUCAUACUCUAUGUUGCCUCUGAGUGAUGGUCCAGAAGGCUCAAACAGUCGUCCUCAGAUGAUAAGAGGACGCCUGUGUGAUGAUACCAAACCUGAAACAUUUAACCAAUUGUGGACUGUAGAAGAACAGGUAAUAGAUAUUUCUAAAUUGCAUGUUGCCAGCCGAGUGCAAAAGUAUUUCAUAAAGCUAACCAAAGCUGGCAUUCCAGUCCCAGGAAGAACACCAAACUUAUAUAUAUACUCCAAAAAGUCUUCAACAAGCAGACGACAGCAUCCUCUUAAUAAGCAUCUAUUUAAACCUUCUACUUUUAUGACAUCUCAUGAACCUCCGGUAUAUAUGGAUGAAGAUGAUGACCGAUCCUGUUUUCAUAGCCACAUGAACACUGCUAUUGAGGAGGCAUCAGAUGAAGAAAGUAUUCCUAUUAUGUAUAGGAACUUACCCGAAUAUAAAGAACUAUUACAGUUUAAAAAGUUAAAGAAACAGAAACUUCAACAAAUGCAAGCUGAAAGUGGAUUUGUGCAGCAUGUGGGCUUUAAGUGUGAUAACUGUGGCAUAGAACCUAUCCAGGGUGUUCGGUGGCAUUGUCAGGAUUGUCCUCCAGAAAUGUCUUUGGAUUUUUGUGAUGCUUGUUCAGACUGCCUACAUGAAACAGAUAUUCACAAGGAAGAUCACCAAUUAGAACCUAUUUAUAGGUCAGAGACAUUCUUAGACAGAGACUACUGUGUGUCCCAGGGCACCAGUUAUAAUUACCUUGACCCAAACUACUUUCCAGCGAACAGAUGA
Molecule: messenger RNA, 2634 nt
Organism: Chrysochloris asiatica (Cape golden mole)
Lineage: Eukaryota; Metazoa; Chordata; Mammalia; Afrosoricida; Chrysochloridae
Gene: ZZZ3
Product: zinc finger, ZZ-type containing 3
Exons: 10
Coding region: 1-2634 (877 amino acids)
Molecular function (GO): zinc ion binding
Source: RefSeq, a predicted model, not a curated record